AUGGAGUUCCCGCAGCUUAAAGCGUGGCUGCGAUUACCUGUACUCUCAAUCUACGACAUAAAGUUUUACCCGUACACUGCGCCGGGUGAAGAUCCCGUCUUUGCCGCUGUGGCAGCAAGAGAAAUUUACAUAUGCAAGCCUGUCGGCAAGUCUGCUAACUCCAAGACUAAUAAUUUGGAGGUCCUGAGAUUGCUUGAGGACCCUGAUGAAGACUCGUCUCUCAACAGUGUUGCAUGGUCAGUAGAUGCCGAUACUGGCGAGCCUCUUGUUUGUGUCGCUGGUUCCGGAUCGAAGAACAUCAAAAUCUGGAACGUCGUCACAGGGGAGUUGGUUCGGAUUCUCUAUGGACACGGAGGUGCCGUCAACGAUUUGGUAACAUCGCCAGUUUCGCCCUACAUUCUCGCAUCGUGUUCGGCCGACUACACGAUUCGAAUAUGGAAUCUGGAUGAUCAGUAUCGCAGGCAGCCAUGCGCAGCGAUUCUCUCGGGGGAGGGUCAUAGGCAGACAAUCCUCUCUAUCGCUUUCCAUGACAACGGUAGGUGGCUUUUGAGCGGUGGACAGGAUACGAUGAUCUGCUUGUGGAGCAUCCCACCCGUGCCAGACCAUAACGCAGGAAAAGACAAGCCGACAGUAGUGGUCUAUCCUCACUUUGCCAGUAUCGGAAUGCAUUCAGAUUAUGUAGACUGUGUCCGGUUCUGGGGUGACCUGGUUCUCUCCAAAGCGUCCACCGGAAACAACAUAAAAGUCACCAGAGGCGAAAUCAUGCUGUGGAAGAUUGACGGCUUUCAUUCGGGCAAUACUCAACCACCAGAACCACCUAUGCCUGGUUAUGGGCGAGCCACACGAUCUGCCUUCGGUGGUGAUUUCCAACGACUGUGCACCUUCGACAUGACGAACGUGGCACCCUUCUACAUGCGCUUCGGUUUGUUCAAGGAACCCGGCUAUCGUCCCAUGCUCGUCAUGGGCAAUACCAAGGCCCGAUUCUCAUUCUGGGAUUUGCAGAGGUUCGAGGAGCGUUGGACCAGCAAUAAAUUGGUCCCUAUUGUUGACGAUAAGAAGCGGAUCAGAGAUCUUAUCGAUGAAGUUAAAAGCAAGAAGGACAUCGUCUCACAAGUUUCCGCUAACGGUACACGAGCCAGUAGUGCUCCUGAUAGUGAUGCUGGCAAUAUUGUCAAAAACAACAAGCGGAAAAGAGGUCUCACAGAACUGGUCCUACUCAACAAUACAACACGAGCUAGGAGCAUUGCGAGCGACUCCACGAGAGCAAGCAGCCGUGCGAGCAGGCCUUCAGGAGUAUCACUCGUGCCCCGUAACUCGCUGCUUCCCGCGCGUGCCCCCACAUCAGCUCCUGGCGCGACGCCCGCGAUUCUAGAUACAGCAUCUGAGAACGAAACUGACGAGCCGGAGAAACCUCCACGCGACAUGAGAAACUACGUUCGACACACCGCUCAUAAGACGACGGUGGUCGCUUGUCCCAUCGAUUUUGCGUGCAGAGCAGUGGAUUGGAGUCUCGAUGGCAAGUGGUGCGUUGGAGUCGGCGAUCAUGGCAUGAUUGCCAUAUUCGGGCGCUGGUUGGACAAAUGA
Molecule: messenger RNA, 1584 nt
Organism: Aureobasidium namibiae CBS 147.97
Lineage: Eukaryota; Fungi; Ascomycota; Dothideomycetes; Dothideales; Saccotheciaceae
Product: WD40 repeat-like protein
Exons: 9
Coding region: 1-1584 (527 amino acids)
Biological process (GO): negative regulation of transcription by RNA polymerase II
Cellular component (GO): ESC/E(Z) complex
Molecular function (GO): nucleosome binding; protein binding
Source: RefSeq, a predicted model, not a curated record